GGCCAGUCGUUUGACGCCUGCCGCGCGAGCGGGUGUCGCCACGAGAGCGAGUGACGAGCGAGCCGCCGGCCGGUUAUGGACGUUGCAUGAGCGGCCGCGACCGCUGGAGCCGACGGGACCGCUGGAGCGCGCGCCGUGGGUCCCGGGCGGCGCGGGCAUGCGCUUCGAGGGCACUGAGCGGCGCGACGCCGUCGCGUUCCACCCAUUGCUGGUGCCGCGACCGAGCGACUUCUCGGUAUCGGCGCUGCUGACGGCGGGCGCGCUUCCGCCGCCGCCGUAUCUGCCGGCAGCCCUGGCCGCCGCCGCCGCGCUGUCCGCGCCCUGCCCGCUGCUGAAACCGCCGCCUCCGCCUUACGCACCUCUGCCGCCAGACGACGACGGCGUCGUCGACGACCCGAAGGUGACGCUCGAGGGCAAGGACCUCUGGGAGAAGUUCCACAAGCUGGGCACCGAGAUGGUGAUCACCAAGAGUGGCAGACGUAUGUUUCCUGCCUACAAAGUUCGCGUUUCUGGUCUUGAUAAAAAAGCAAAGUACAUUUUGCUAAUGGACAUCGUAGCUGCCGACGAUUGCAGAUACAAAUUCCACAACAGCCGAUGGAUGGUCGCCGGCAAGGCGGACCCCGAGAUGCCGAAGAGGAUGUACAUCCACCCGGACUCGCCGUCAACGGGCGAGCAAUGGAUGCAGAAGGUGGUCUCCUUUCACAAGCUGAAGUUGACCAACAACAUUAGUGACAAACACGGAUUCGAGCUCAUCUAUAACCAAAGUCAACGGAUGUUGUCCAAACUGCUGUGGCCCAACCCGGCCCCUAGUGCGCCCAGAGAUCCCCACUCAGAUCAUUUGUGUGUUACGCAGACGAUCCUGAACUCGAUGCACAAGUACCAGCCGCGGUUCCACCUGGUGCGGGCCAACGACAUCCUCAAGCUGCCCUACUCCACGUUCAGGACGUACGUGUUCAAGGAGACAGAGUUCAUCGCGGUCACGGCCUACCAGAAUGAGAAGAUAACGCAGCUGAAGAUCGACAACAAUCCUUUCGCGAAAGGAUUCAGAGACACCGGCGCGGGAAAGAGAGAGAAAAAUCUGUCCGUGUACCGCAGGCAGGCGCUGCUGACGGCGCGCUCCGAGCCUAGAGACGAGGACGAUGAGCGGCCUCUGGACGUCGGCGGCCCCUCGAGUCCGCCGGCCCCGUCCAGCACACACCACACCAGCACAUCCUGGUUUAGUUCUACUGCGGGCGACUCCGGCGCGGAAGAGGUCAACGAGGCCGGCUCGGACUCGUCCUGCUCUGGCGGCGCUCGCGCCUCCUCCCCUCCCGCGGGCCCCUCCCGGCCCUCGCCCGCUCCCGACGUGUCCCUCGGCCCCCCUGUGCAACCCCCGUUACUCCCCUACCUGUACCCGCCGUCGCUGUACCCGCCGCCGUUCUUCCCAACGCAUCAGAUGCCACCGGGUCUGCUGUUUAACCUGCAUCCACUGUUGCAGCAGUACUCGCUGCCACCUCCGCCUGCAUUACCUGCGCCUCCUAUAGGGAAAACGCACAGGUUCGCACCUUACGCUCUACCCGGUUUGGGCUCCGCGUUCGAGCAAGUCGCCCCCCGAGCCCGGAGUCUGAGCUCGUCGCCCGCGAGGCCGCGAGUUGGGUCUCCCCCCGCGCGAGCCGCCUCCGCCGACCCCCCUCCGGACGCCCCCACGGCCACUGCCACGGGCACCCCGCCGUCGGACCUGAAGAGCAUCGAACGGAUGGUCAACGGCUUGGACGUGGAGACGCAGGACUGACUCGGAAGAGCGUUGUAAAUACCGUGUAUUUAUAUCGAUGUAGCUACGCCUGGUGCAGUAUUCGCGUCUUCUACGAUUAAAUUUCGGGCUUUCGCUCGCCUACCUAAUUAACAUUAUUUUCUGAAAGCUUUACGAAACAUAUGUUCAUUAUGUACAAACAUGCAAAUAUAUUAAAUCAAGGAAAAAUAAUACACUAGUGCCACUCUAAAUGGCAUUGGUGUAAACAGUUUUUUAAUACUUUUGUUGAAACUUUUUAUUAGAACAUCUGAGUAAUAAAACCAAUUCUGCCAAAUCGUUUUUCAAAUUUUUGUAAUGUAAUAAAUGAUAUUAGGUAAGUGAAGAUGCCAAUAGAUGCAGCCAGGCGCGGCGUUUUUGUAUCGUUCCUAUUUUUUUCUGUCGAGUUCUAUUCGGGUCGAUAUUCGUAUACUGAAUGUAAAUAGUUAAGUUAGGUCGUUAGGUUGUUAGGCACCUGUAAGGCAGUUGUUCAACGUGAACUGUGACGUCAGAAAAGUGUUUACGGUUCACAUUGCGCUUUUUAGACUCCUAUAACAAAUUGUAACUUUAAUAAAAUAUACCGUCUCAAAACUGACUUCAACCCUAUAGGUAAAAAAUAAAUAACCCUUUAAAAAAAAAGAAAUUUCUAACGAAAUUUAUAUAAACCGAAUUCCGGAAAAUACCAGAACGGACUUAAUAAUUUUGUAGUAAUUACGUAAGUAAAUAAUUUGAGUUGUUAGACAAUUUGUGGGUUGCCUUAAGCAUCAGAGUUAUAUCGAAAUAUAAUUUGUUAACGCUAUGAUAUAACCGAUUUAUCAACCAACAUGCAAAAUAGUUCUACUUUGCUGUCUAAUAGGACUCUACGAAGCGCAUGACAUUAUUUAUGUUUCAUUAACUUAGGGUCAACAAUUUUGAUGGAAAAAAUAUGACUUUAUGAGUGUAUUAAGUGUUUCUUAUUCAUCUGUCGGCAUUAAAAAAAAACUUUUUCAAUUAUAAUGCAAAAAAAAUUAUACUUGUUAUUUUUUCCAAUUUUUUUUCAUAUCUGUUAUUACCUAUAUGUUACUAUAAUUAGCACAUUAAAUUAAUUAUGCUACAAAUCCUUGCAAAUUCAUAUUUUUUCCGCAAAAAUUCCGACUUAUCUCAUAACAUUAACAUCGAACACUACACGUAGGUUAUGCGACACACAAUAGUAAUCACUAAUAGUUUUCCACCGGAGUAGCAAUAGGCUUAAUAUAGAAACCAUUCGAAGUGAUGGAUCUGCAGUUGUGACACUAUCACUGUUUUAAAUGUUACUGUUUUUAUUUAGAUACUUUUGUGAAAAAUAUAAUAGGUAAAUAGUUCAAGGCCGCGCAAGAGAAUUAUGCGGUAUUUUUUACAUUAGCGUAUGAAUUAUGAUUUUUGGGGUUCUAUUUUAUUAUAACUCCAAAAGUAAUAAGUAUAGUUUUUUAUAGUACUGUUACUUCCAAUAUUGGUUGACGAGACUGUAGAUAUUACUUUUUUUAUUACAUGUCAAUCAUUCCUUGUCUUUUUUGAACGAAAAACUUUUAAUUUGUUUACUAUAAAAUAUUACUAGUGCUAUUAACAUUAAUGAUACCUAUGUGCAAUUCAACAGCAUUGUGUUCUGUGCUACAACUGCAUUUAAUCAAUUCGCUCAUCAAUUCAUUUAAACUCACCCUAUAGAAUAACAUUAAAUACAUUGCUUUAUUUUGUAAAUACAAUUUGUAAGGUAUAUAUGCGUGUUUACUAAUAGACAUAUUUUGAAAAUAUGUUUGUCAAUUGUGCUGUGAGAUUAGCGCGUGUUUAAUUGUUGCUAAUAAUUUGAAAAGGCAAUUCAAAUGUCAUUGAUAGUUAUUUUUGAUAAUAAAAUGUAACAGUGUUGUUGCAAAUACAAUUUGAUAAUGAUAAUUAUCAAACAUGUUUCUUACAAGAUUUGCAUUGAAAUAUUUAUUUCGGCUUCUAAAUAUAUUUUGAUAACUUAUUUGUUUAGAAAGUAUAAUUUUUUUCUCUUGCCCCAACAAUUGAACGCGCGCGAAAAACGAUUGAUAAAAUCUAACGUUAAGUUAAAAAAAGUUUGUAAUAUAUAGUUGAUAACUAUUGUAGUUAAAAAUACAAAAUAUAUUAUCUAUAAAAUGAAAAUAAUUUUCCAUGGAAUUCAUUAAAUUUAAGCAUUAAGAGUUUAUUUCGACAUAUUUUUUUUUUGUAAUAAGUACUUAGUGUUUUACGAAAUAAAUGACUGGCGUAAAGUCGUCCCAUUGUGCGUGUUACAUCACGAAUUUAUAAGCCAAUCAGAGCACAGCAGAAUGAUUGUUGACCAAUCAAAAAAGCCUAUGCACAGCUUAUUUCUCUUCACUCAUUUAUUUUAUAAAACACUACAUCUGUAAAUUAUAACCAGAGAUUUGACAUGCAAUACAAUUCAUUAUUUUGCCAUUUUUACAAGCUUGCAGCGAGGUCUGCGAGCAGUUUGUAAGUACAGCUGUAAUUGAGAAAUUAUUCAUUAAAAUAUAAUAGAUAAAUCUAUUGACAAAAUA
This is a messenger RNA of Cydia pomonella (codling moth), 4293 nucleotides long. RefSeq names its product T-box transcription factor TBX3-like. The transcript is spliced from 9 exons. Gene Ontology annotation, molecular function: RNA polymerase II cis-regulatory region sequence-specific DNA binding; DNA-binding transcription factor activity, RNA polymerase II-specific. Gene Ontology annotation, cellular component: nucleus. Gene Ontology annotation, biological process: regulation of transcription by RNA polymerase II; positive regulation of DNA-templated transcription; cell fate specification. The record is from RefSeq and is a predicted model, not a curated record. The coding region runs from base 158 to 1771 and encodes 537 amino acids. Lineage: Eukaryota; Metazoa; Arthropoda; Insecta; Lepidoptera; Tortricidae.